AUGAACAAACUUGUCAUCUUGAUUGCGUUUAUAUGCUUUGGUCUUGUCGCGGCUCGGAGACACUUCGGUGGAGAACAUCACAACGAUGGUGGUGAUCGUUUUUCGUCGGGUGAUGAUAUCAAUCGAUGGGCAUCAAAAUUAUGUGCCAAUAGCAGUUUAGCUCAAUCGUUUCUUAAUCAAACUCGAGCACUUAUCACACAAUUGAACUCAAAUGGCUCUUUUGCACAAGUUCUUCAACAAAAAACACAGGAAAUAGGUUACAUAGAAAGUGAUACCAAUGCAGCUCUGCUCUCGUCAAAUUGUACACAAUAUUUCAAAGGUCUUGCAGCUGCACGAAAUGCUGAUAUGCAAACACAACGUCAACAACAAGAAUAUCAGAACAUAGCUACUCGUCUCUUCAAGCAAAUCAGUGCAAAUUUCUGGAGUAAUGAUAAUAAUAGCAGUGAAGCCGACUAA
Molecule: messenger RNA, 456 nt
Organism: Rotaria sp. Silwood2
Lineage: Eukaryota; Metazoa; Rotifera; Eurotatoria; Philodinida; Philodinidae
Source: the annotation of a GenBank genome assembly